UCACUGCUCUCAUGCGCAGUUUUUUUAUCGGUAAAAAAUCGGCCGAUUCGCCCACUAAUUGCCGCGAAAAUCGGCCGAUCGGCAAAAUCGGCCGAUUUUUUUCCAACUUUACCGAAAAAAAAAAACGGCCAAAAUACCGAAAAUCGGCCGACCAAAUCGCCCACUAACGAUCCGAAAAUCGGCCGAUUUUAUUUUCGGCCGAAAAAUCGGCCGAUUUUCGACCCAUCUAUGGCUUGCAUAAGGGUAAUGAAUUGACAAAUGGAAUAAUUU
Molecule: messenger RNA, 270 nt
Organism: Staurois parvus
Lineage: Eukaryota; Metazoa; Chordata; Amphibia; Anura; Ranidae
Source: the annotation of a GenBank genome assembly